AUGGCCAAAAUCCUCGACGUCGAGCCCUUGGGCCAGUGGAGGUAUAUGACAGAAUUCUGGUGGCAGAUAGUGUUUAUGGCUAUCUUCUUUGCCUGUGUCGCCAGCGGAUGUCUGUACCUCUUGUACGCCGGGUCCAAGAAAGCUCUCAGGUACUAUAAGUCGAGGCCACGGUCUCAAAAAGUGCCUGAAAAGGUCUCUCAAAGGCUGGACGCACUCUCCAAUCAUAAUUUCACCCUGAGUAACACUCAGACGAAGCAAAAGCCAUCGUCGUUUGGAGUUUACCUAGGAAGCUUCAGCGAACCUGUAUCUCAAUCUCAGCGCAAACUUCUGUCUCAAUGGGAUUUGUUGAUCGUGGAUCCGCUCCAGUCUGGUGUCAUCAACGCAAUCUCCAACCUCGAUAGAAAGCAGGUCCUAGGAAGAAUCGACCUAUCUCUUAUCAUCUCCCAAGACUCGACAUUGGCCGCCAUCGAAAAUAUCGAAAACAUCUUGACCCGGAAGUUCAACGGCACAGCGUUCUCUGGGGUCUUGCUGGCUAACUGGGAGGACAAAUUCACCUCGACCACCCAGAAGAAACUUGUCGAGGCGAUCCAUAGCCUAGGGUUGGCCGUCUAUCUGGAAACAUCAGCCCCUGAAUUCUUGACAGAGCGAAAUGUCCUGCAAACCGAUGCUAUUUCAGGUCUGGUUAUCAGAAAUGUCAGUAUUCUUCCAAACGGCGAGAAACGCGAUUAUUUUCAAAUGGAAAAGCUGCAGCCGACUAUCAAAGCCUUUGUCUCGGAAUCUUGUGUACGAGACUUUGUGGUAAUGGCAUGGGAGACGGUUGAUGACGAUGUUUCGGUAUCAAACGCCGUCGUGCGACGGUCGCUGCAGUGGUGCAACUUUUACAGCGCAAUUGCCUCCAUCGGUUCUGAAUCGGCUCUUCACGAUGCAGAUCUCAAUGCUCGAACUGUAGAGCCCCUCCCCGCAUUCGGAUGGCUCAAGGAAAGCGAAACCAUGAAAGCCCAUGAUAAUUGGCGAUUCAACAUGAAUGUUGAACAAACCGCCAUCGACAAUGAAGCAUGGAACACGCUACUUCCGCUUUUUCCAUCUCUUCAGGAUGUCCUUGAAUCCGCCGAGUUCCAACCAGAUGUAAAGGCUAAGUUGUCGACGAGCAUUCGCGAUCCACCCGAAUGGGUAGCCCAGAUUAAGUCGCAGGGUAGUCCGCUGUCCAUCUCCAUGUCUGGUGUCGAGUAUAAAUCUUUUGGCUGUUUCCCUCUUGGUUCCGAAGCCACCGCCGUUGCCUUUGCCGAAAUCCUUCAGUCCCAGCAACGUCUCAAAUCUCUCGGUCUACUUCACCCUGUUCCAACGGAUAAAAUUCAGAAUAUCGGUACCCUUCUCAAGCAAUUCCAUGAAGGCUUCGUUCUGUCACACUGGGCUGGUUCGAGUCAACUUGCUGCUGCAAUCAAAGAGCUCUCUACUCUCGCAUGCAAUGAAGUCCUUCGUGUAAACCUGGGACUGGAUUCUGGAUUGCGCAAAAGCGCCGAUGUCCGCUUUUGGGCUGUUUAUCAAAUGGACACUGAAGGUAUUGAAAUAUUCGCCUCAAAGAGCGCCCAAGGAUUGGCUGGAACUGUCCUCCAUACAUUCCUUUCCUCCAAAGGCUUUCCCCGUCAUGUAUGCUUUGAGGCAGAAGUCGCUUUGGCGAGUUGGUCGAAGGGACUGGCUGAGGACAUUGUGCUACCGCGCCGACUUGUCCAGGAUAUUGAUGUUCUUAGCCCAGAGGAGCGUCUGCUUCUGUUGCAACACUUGACCCUGACAGACGCUAAGGAUGAAGUAUCUGGGACCAUCUGUGCUUAUAUCCGCCGACAGCUCAUUGACGCACCGUCUCUUGCUCAGCUCAAGGAUCUCAAUACGUUUGGCUAUCUCGGAGGUUCUAUCUCUCCUGAAAUGCUGGUAAACAGCAGAAUCAACUGGUAUCAAGAGCAAGGAUGCCAGUAUCCGUCCAACGCAUCGUGUCUUGCCUUGUUUAAUGAAGUUGACUUGGUCUUCACCCAGAUUCUGAGAGAGCGCCGUGAAAGUGAUCUAGCUCGCAUUACUAAAGGUCUAUGUGAUCUUGCUCAAAAAGAUAGCAUUGACUGUUAUGUCGAUAUCUUGGCACUGUCGUUGUUCUGUGCUGCAAGAAAAGGUGCAUUCGACGAAAUCUACGCGGAAGUCACGGAUCGAAACCCGUUGUUCAACAACCAGUCCGACCAGGCCGCUGCUUUUGCUGAAUCUUUUGCCCUUGGAUCGCGCUGUGAAGCUUAUUUCGAUGUUUCGCCUAGUGUAUUUGGAAAACUAUUGUCGGAUCGCUUCAGAACAUACUACAAUGAACACCCGCCACCGAACUGGGUCAAUGGCGCCCCGCAGAUGGCUACAGCUUAUGCGGGAGCGCAGAUCGAUGUUAACCCCGAUGACAAAGUCAAAUCGAUGCCUGGGUACCAACGCUUCACUUUCCUGAGUGUCUUUGCUAUUCCGGCUUUGAUUGAUAUCAUCCUCCUUACUAUUAUCGGUCGUGGGUUGUACCUUUCAGCCUUCAUGACCUUCGAAGAACAACAAAGUGCCACCAUAGCCCUAAUGAUCUCCCUUUUGCUGUCCGGUGCCAUCGGGACGUGGAUUGCCUGUGGAGGCCCAUACUAUCUCAUCUCAAUGGCUUUUUCAGCGGCGAAUAUGUUCGUGUUCAUUCGACUCAUUGCCGGUAUUGCCUUCACCGUUGCAGGUGGUUUGAUCGGAUUCAUUGCCAUCUCAAGUGUCAACGGACCACGCGCAGGAAUCGUUUUUUAUCUCUACCUGAUCGCCUUGACAAUUUACUUCUCUGCUUUCGCUUCACUCGCGAGUUUCAGCUAUCCCGGCACUGCCUUCUUGUCUGGACGCAAGGUGAUUUUCCUUUGCCUUCCGAUUCUUUUUGUUUCGCCUAUCAUCACCACGUUCACAGGGCAUGAUUCCGCAAUCUAUCUUGCUAUCCUUUAUGUCUUUAUCGGCAUGUUACUACUCGGACUUCGACAUGUCGCCUCCAAGUGGGUUACUUGGUAUCAGAAGCUUCGAAGAACAGAUGACACUGAGAUCCGAAAGUGGUACAUUUCGACCUACGGUAAUAACGACGAGAAGGUAUUCGGCAAUUUGAGUGAUCCAGCUGUGAUGAAACUAUCGAGAGAGGCAUUGCUGAAGGAUAUUCUGGCUGAAAAGAGCCGAUGGUUUUUCUCCAAGCAAACUUCCGACAAACUUGUUCUUGAACUUUCCAGCGACUGGGAAUCGACUAAUUUCCUCCUCGACUGGUAUUGCAGAUAUGCGGAUGUCCCACGCCCCAUUCCGUUCAGCUCAUCUUGGAACAUCCAAACCAAGGUCGCAUUGGAUACACUGCGGGGCUCUCAAAAGGGUCUACGCCUACAUAAUGCUUUCAUCCAUUGGCGCCAGUCAAAUAGGGAGAUGGGAUGUGGAGUCUUGUACUUUGUUGUGGCCCUUCUUGAUAAGUGGGUGGAUCUGCUGACCGGUGGUCAUAACGCUGGUCUUGCGCCAUCCUUGACGGACCCAUACCGUAUGGCCGUUGGUUUUGGUCUGGUAUACUACCUGAUCGGUGCUGUCCUUAUCGACACCAAGGCCCAGGAACUUCACAGCCUCAUCGGCGGACAAAAACCUGUGGCUGUCAACACCGCCAAAGAUAUCCGCCUCUCGCAGAAGAGAGAUGUGAGGUUCAAGCGAAAGGUGUACUGGAAAACCCUUUUCAAGUACUUCAUGUGGCUCGUAUGGAGUCUGGCCUUUGCCACCGCUCUCAUUUGGACUUUCCAGAUGUUCAUGGAAGCCAUGAUCAUGUUCUACGCAUAUGUCCUCGCGUACACCGGUCUCCUUUGGUACCAAUAUACCAAGAUUUUCGCCGGUCCUCACGCUCUGAAGCCGCUUCUGAUCGGUAUUGUUGUUGGCCUUCCUGUCGGUAUUGCUCUCAAGGUCUGUCUACCCAAAUUCUUGUACUCUGAGGUUAUCGGCUUGGGAGCGUGUGGUUGGACAGUUGCCAUUCUAUCAAUAUGGACGGCAAAAAUGGGCAUGCCACAGAAGGUUGAUUCACCCGUCGAGCUCGGAAGGACAUUCCACGCAUACACUACCGCAUGGGCAGACCCCGAAUGGUCACAGCAAGAACUCCAGACCUUCUUCGAGAAUAUGUCACUCAUUCCAUUCGAAUCCCGUCUCAAGCUUGAUCCCAACAGUCACCCCGGUGUCGAAGUUAAGAACAUCCUACUCUCGCGCAGGGAAGAGCCAAGGAUCGAAGAAGCGUUUCCAAGUGCCAAGGAAAUCGUCAGUAAGGCCAUUGGGGCAUGGGAAAGGGGCAAUAUCUUGCUUGAACUUGUUCCACAAGGCUUGCUCGGUCCUGGAAUCCGAGCUCUGAGCUGUAAUACCGAAAGCCAACUGAAGCUUGCCAUUGGGGUAGGACGAGGACUCAACCAGAGGAUUGAUGUCAGUUCCAACUGCCAGGUCAUUGCUGAGACUCUUGUCCACGCGGUCUCUGAAGCCAUCAUGGGAGUUCCCCACGAAUAUGCUGUCUUUGCAGAAUCGCUCGUCACCGCAGGUGUGACUGAGACCAUGGCUCGACAGCUCCGUGAAGAGUCUAAUGCACUGGUUGUCAUCCGCUGGGCCAAAAAGGAAUUACUGCGACAGUUAUGUCUAGGCUUUGAGUGCGACACUCAUUGGGAAAAGCUACCCAAAGAGAUUCGGAAUGCCCUGCUAGACCGUUGCUUGGGACGUCCCUGUCGACUGUCCGAUGUUCAGGGAAAGUGGCUUCAGAAGAAACUCUGUCGGUUCGACACCAAUGAUCUCAAUGUGCAUGUUGCCCGGUGUAAUCUUGGAGCGGCCUCAGCGGCCAGCAUCAUUGACCACGCCCAUUACGGAACUGGCGAAGGUGCUGUCCCCAGAGACCCGGAGACUUCGCCUUACAUUUCACAUGUUCCAAGGAGUCUUCCCGUUGUGAUAUCUUUCGUCAAGACCCCUUUCAGCUACAUGUACCACACCCUUGGUGCAUUCAUCAAGUUCAUUGUCGUUGCCUUGGUCGCCGAUCCUGAGUUUCAAAGAGAAUUCGACAAUGUCAUGAGCUCCCAUCCUACGAUCGUCCGUGUUCCAUGUAUCUUCAUUAUGAACAUGAUCUGGUACUAUGCCAAGAUAGCCCAAGACUUUGGCCUGAUGCUCUUUUUGUUCCACGGCCGUGACAACGUUAAACGGCUCUGGAAUGAAACCAAGGGCAUGACUAUCAGUAUCAAGAAGAGCAGAUUUGCGGUGCAAGGUCUCGACGGAACAUUCACUGCUUUCAGACAUAAUGAAGCCGAUGGUGGUUUCAAAGUGUACUAUUACACCGGUGAGCAUAAAACAGAGCCUGAAGGGACGAAGCUACUCAAGUACGUCAGCACGUACUCCAAGGACAUCUUCCUCCAUAUCAGACAAGAUUUCAAAAACGGCAAAGUGCUCAACGAAUACCACUACGACUAUCGUGCUCCGGCCAAGAAGAAUUUCAAGUUGACCAAGGGCAUCGAUACCAAAGUUCCCAUGGGUCGGCGUUGUGUGCGUGGAGAGAACAAUCUACAGAGCGUGCAGUAUAAUCGAAAGGGGCUUAUCGAGGCAGGAUCUUACAUGAAAGACGGCAACCUUGUUCGUUUCAAAUACCAUUACCGCAAAAAUCCCCGGUUUGGAGAUGAACUGCUUCGUGCUGAGUUUGUGCUUUCUCACAUCACUUGUACUGUUUCUUGGUGUGCACCGCCUCUUCGUCACCCGGAAAAGAUCGAACGAUGGAUUCCUCAUUCCAAGGUCACAGAGGCAACUUUCGUCCAGGGGGCUGAUGUCUACGAGAGUCGUUGGCUGUACGAUCACAAGUUCCAUCCUACCAUUUUCACGACUCUCAAUGGCCAGAAGAUACAGACUCCACCAAUGAUUGAACACGACUUUUUGGGAGUUCUGGAAAAGCCCAGGUUCACCAGCUUCGUGCAUGACAAUCCUUUCUUUUACUGCGAUAGUCUCAGUUCAAAUGCCGUCACCCGGUUCUUGGGGCUAGCAACGCAGCGCUUCCCUGUGUCAACCUCGGGUGGUCGUUCAUUGAUGUGGAAGGCUUGGAAGGACAGAGUUGAUCUUGAUGGAAUUAUCGUCCGUUGGAUGGAUGAUCGACUCCUACGAAGAGAUAAAACUCUGGCUCCCUACUGGCGCUGUCGUAACCGCGGCGAUCUCAGCUCAGCAAAGAAAUACCUAGACCUGCGUGCAGAUGCUGUCAUGGCCAGUGCGGAUUUGGACGACAACAUCUCCAGUUGGACACCACUCGCGGUUAAAGUCAGCGAUCUCUUCAACUUUGGUCCUGGUGGUGAUGCAGUGGUGCAUACCCGAUCCAAGGACUUUGGCUCUGAUACCGACAAGACGCUACAUGUGAUGGCCGCUGAUACCGGAACCUGGCCCAACGAAGGUGGUGGUGUCUCUGCGUGCCGUCGCGACAUGAUCAACUCUUUGCGAACCAUCAAGUGGCAUAUGAUCUGCGAGUCGGCCAACGAUUUCGGCGUCCCCAAACACCAAACUGAGCAAAAUAUCCAGUCACUGAAGAUGAUCCCUCUCUGGGGUUUGGAUUUCCUUACGCCUACCCACGGUCUUUUCAGGAACAAGCUGGAUUCUGAAGUGGACAAUGUUACUUCAGCCAGUACUCUUGACAUCAAGCUCAACUUCAUUCCGAUAUUGACUGCAUUGGUCAAGGGUGCUCGUGCUGUGGAUCUUUCCAAGGCCGACAUCAAUCAAGCGACUCGAGCGUUGGUGAAUCUGAACACAUACUUCCAGGACUCCCGACAUUGGACGCAAGUCUGGAACAGCGAAAUCGUCAAGGAAAGCUGGCGAGAUCUAUGGCUCACCCAGGAAAUGCCCAAUGCCAUCCCAUCUUCGCAGUGGUUCGACACCGAGCUCCCUACUCUAUCGUCUCUCGACAUUGCUCUGGAGCUUUGGUACCGGUACUUGUUCAUCUUCUCGAUUCCGGUUCCUGAUAAAAUUCCAGGCGUGUUCCAGGCAUCGCACCACAGUGUGAGUGCAUCCUAUGGCGUGGUGUGCAAGAUCAAACGAAAGUGUACACUGCAGAUUUGGGACCACGCCAUUAGCUGGCGUGAAACUAAUCUCUGCAUGUCGUCUGCACUUUGCAAGCUGUCUCCCUUUGUCCGAAAUGCUCUGCUUGGUUUGAUGCGGAUCACCUCCGUCCUGACCUUGCAUCAUGCCGAUAUCAUCUUGCCGUGUGCGGAUUUCUUCAAUCCAGGCUGGGAGGUCGAGAUCGGUACCUCGCAGGGAGCCAUUGAGCACCGCAACAUCUUCCGUCGAAAAGUUGACCCUGUUGUCAACGGUAUCACGGACAUGCAGAAAUUUGCCCCCGUCAAGGAAAUCAUGUCCCAGCGUCCUACGGUGACCAUGUUGUCGCAUGUGUGGUAUGCAAAGGAUAUUAAAACCGCGCUACUUGCUGCCGAUAUCAUCAUCAACCAGUGGAAGUUUGACGACUACCACCUCGACAUCUACGGAGCCAUCGACAAGGCCCCCACCUACUCCACGGAAUGUCAAGAGAUCAUUGCCUCCAAGGGUCUGCGCGGUCGAGUCACCCUUUGUGGCACUGCGGACCCGAUGAAGGUUCUGGAAAACACCUGGCUGUUCCUUAACUCAUCCUUGUCGGAAGGUCUACCCCUCGCUCUAGGAGAGGCUGCUCUAACUGGAGCUCCUGUUGUCUGUACCGACGUGGGCGCUUCCCUCCGUGUUCUUAGCGACCCUGAUGAUUUCUCCCGCUUCAGUGCCGUGGUCGCGCCCAACGAUGCUCUUUCUCUGGCAAAGGCCCAGAUUGGAAUGCUCGCGAUGCUUGGUGAAUGGAGUAAAUAUGCCGAGGACACCGUGCCUCCCCCGGUCCUUACCUCGUCCCCUACUCCGGAGGAAGUGGCCAAGAUCACCCACCGCAUGUAUGAGAAAAGUGAACACCGUCGAAAACUCGGUAUGAUGACGCGCAAGAUCGUGCAGAAAUCAUUUAGUGGCGAUCGUUACCUCCGCGAGCACGAGCAGAUGCUCUGGAUCGGAAAGUCGGCCAAACUCAUGGCCAGCCGUCCCUUUGGGGAUAUGGGCGCCGAACCCGCAGAUAUCGCAACCGCCAUCCAACAAAUCAUACCUAUCGAGGAAGAAGUCAUCACCAUCCCUCGUAGUGCCGUCCACUCAUGGCGCUCCUCCACUGCGUCAGGCAUGUCCACCCUGUACAGCACCGUGUCCAACUUCCCCAUGCUCAACGGCGACCAGCGAGCAUCAUCCAUCCGCUCCGGUAUCAGCAACGUCUCAACAGACACCGACUCCUUCCUGCGUCUCCCCAACGCCGCCUCUCUCCCUGUCUUCGCUCCUCGCCAAUCUGUUAUCUUCCCCCCGUCCCCGGGUAGCAAGUCACCCACAAACCGUCGGUCUCACUCCGGACACUUGUCACCCUUGUUCACGCGCAGUAGACACUCUCACAGUCGAUCCAUUUCAACGGCAGGCCGGGAACAGCUACGCGGUCUUCAACGCGAAGACCCGCAUCCGUAUCGCAACUCCGAUGUGAGCACCAUCAUGCGAGACGAGUUCCUCCAAUCAAGCGUCUACAGGGGACUAGAAGUCAACAACAGUAGUGUUUCGAAGAAUGAGUCUUUGCCUCCUUAUUUGAGCUGA
Molecule: messenger RNA, 8670 nt
Organism: Aspergillus wentii DTO 134E9
Lineage: Eukaryota; Fungi; Ascomycota; Eurotiomycetes; Eurotiales; Aspergillaceae
Gene: gtb3
Product: glycosyltransferase family 4 protein
Exons: 3
Coding region: 1-8670 (2889 amino acids)
Molecular function (GO): glycosyltransferase activity
Source: RefSeq, a predicted model, not a curated record